Molecule: messenger RNA, 1230 nt
Organism: Leptosia nina
Lineage: Eukaryota; Metazoa; Arthropoda; Insecta; Lepidoptera; Pieridae
Source: the annotation of a GenBank genome assembly
AUGCGAAGCAUAGAACUCAGUUAUUUCUUUUUAACGGUGUUUAGUUUGCUUGCUACAAAUUCAUUGGGAUUAUCGCCGGUUAUUUUUAUACCUGGAGAUGGUGGCAGUCAAUUGGAAGCUAAAUUAAAUAAAACUGAAGUUGUCCACUAUAUUUGCGCCAAAACUUCAAAUGAUUAUUUCAGUAUUUGGUUAAACUUGGAACUUCUGGUGCCAUUUGUCAUUGACUGUUGGGUGGAUAAUACCAGGUUGGAUUAUGAUAAUGCAACCAGGACAACAAAGAAUCCACCAGGAGUUGAUAUUAGAGUCCCCGGCUGGGGUAAUUCUGAACCUGUGGAAUGGUUAGAUCCUUCACAUGACUCAGCUGGUGCGUAUUUCAAUACUAUUGGUGAUGCACUAGUAAAAAUUGGAUAUGUGAGAAAUGUAUCACUGCGUGGUGCCCCUUAUGACUUUCGAAGAGCACCUAAUGAAAAUGUUGAGUUCUUUGUUAAAUUAAAAUUACUGGUUGAGGAGACAUACAAUAUGAACAAUAAGUCAUCUGUGACUCUUAUUGUGCACAGUAUGGGUGGAUCUAUGGGUCUACAUUUCUUAAGACUACAGUCACAAGCCUGGAAGGAUCAGUAUAUAAGAAGAAUACUCUCUCUUUCUACACCUUGGGGCGGUGCUGUUAAGGCGCUUAAAGUAUUUGCUAUAGGUGAUGACCUGGGAUCUCUGAUGCUACGUGAGAGUACCAUGCGCACGGAACAGAUAACGUGCCCAUCUCUGGCAUGGCUCCUCCCAUCAUCCAACUUCUGGAAACCUGGAGAGGUUUUGGUACAGACGGACAAGUUUAAUUACACGAUUAACGACUUUCAGAAACUAUUUACUGACAUGGACUUACCGAACGCCUGGGAGAUGCGCAAGGACACGCAACAAUUCACCGAGGACUUCACUGCACCUGGCGUUGAGGUCCACUGCCUAUAUGGGUAUAACAUCUCCACUGUUGAAAAAUUAGUUUACAAGCCUGGAACAUGGCUUGAUGGUUACCCAACAUUGGUUACUGGCGACGGAGAUGGAACGGUGAAUCUUCGUUCUCUAAGCGCUUGCGAACAUUGGGCGAAGAAGCGAGGCUUCACAACCCUCAACAACAACAAACCAGUAAAAUCUUUUCCACUUAUGCAAGCCGAGCAUCUUAAAAUAUUACAUGAUCCAAGAGUUCUAGAAUACAUUACAACUGUCAUGAGUAUUGAUUAA